Polyodon spathula (Mississippi paddlefish) is the source of this 1360-nucleotide messenger RNA. Its product is annotated as mRNA decay activator protein ZFP36-like. NCBI's taxonomy places the organism in Eukaryota, Metazoa, Chordata, Actinopteri, Acipenseriformes, Polyodontidae. Gene Ontology annotation, molecular function: mRNA binding; metal ion binding. The record is from RefSeq and is a predicted model, not a curated record. Bases 126 to 1247 code for a protein of 373 amino acids. The transcript is spliced from 2 exons.
CUGACAGGGUAGGCUUGUGCUGGUUACAGGCAAACACUGACAGAGCACUAAAGGCAAGACGUUUAGUACGAGUUACAGAGCGCCUUGGAUUUCCAUUUUCCCUGGACUUACAAAAAAAAUAAAAAAUGUCUGAAAGAUUUGAUGAACAAUUGUUGAUGAACGUUAUAAACAUGACUUUGAACGAUUCAUACAACCUGGAGCAGCAACAGGUAAAUUCUAUCGGCCACAAAAACAGCAACCCCUCAGCUUCAUCUUACCGGCGCUCCAGUUAUAUGUUCAAUAGCGCGGAACAGCUCGACGACGCCCCCUGCUGGUCGUUAGACAUCAACCCUUGGAGCCAGUCAGAACCCACCAAGAGUCUCCGUCAGUUCAGGACUGAUCGAUCCAUAAGCCUGACGGAUAAUAGUACCUCGGGAUUCGGAGGGACCAAGACCCUAGCUGUGCCUCCACCCCCGGGAUUUCCACCGCUGAGUGCCCAGACACCUCUCCCGUCCAACCGCUACAAGACGGAGCUCUGUCGAAGCUUUGAAGAGAGCGGCAUCUGCAAGUAUGGGAGCAAAUGUCAAUUCGCCCAUGGAGCCAGCGAGCUGCGUACCCUAAACCGUCACCCCAAGUACAAAACCGAGAUGUGCCGUACUUUCUACAACUUCGGCUACUGUCCUUACGGAACCCGCUGUCACUUUCUCCACCAGGAAAGGCUUGCUUCUUCUAACGGCUUGCAACUAAACCAGACUCCGCAGCCUCAGCAGCAAACGCGCCAGUUCCGCCAGAGUGUCAGUUUUGCCGGCUUCCUGGGUUCAAGAAACUCCCCUCCUCCAUCUCUCCAAGACCCGCUGGGUUUCACGCGUGCCCCGUCGGUGUCGCCGCCUCCUGCCGAGCUGCAUUUGCCAGUCUUUACCAGCGACGCUGCGCCACAGCCGACCAAGAACGCGUUCCAGUUUUGCAAAAGCCAUCAGAACCUGGGCGAAUUCAACCGCGUUCCUCAUAUUCUGGAGCCCAACAACAGCUCCUGCUGCCUCUGUGGCGUCGGAAAAAGCGUCCAGCCCCCCCUCGGCAAAAUGAGUCCAAGAGACGACCAGAAUGUAUUCGCUCCACGCCCCAAACUCCAGCGUUGCGCUUCGGAAGAUUCGCUCUCCGACCGGGACAGUUACAGCUCAGGCAGCCUUAGCGGUUCCGAAUCCCCCACCUUUGACAGCUUGGGGAACAGGCGGCUAGUGGUUUUCACUCGCUUGUCUGUUUCCGACUAAAACAAACAAAUCAGGAAAAAGAGAAAAAAAAAAAAAAAGACUUAAAAAUCAACGCAGAAUGAAUGAUGCUGAUAAACACUUUAUAUAAUAUAUUUAUAUAUUAAUAAUUACUG